AUGGCACCACAGCCGCCUAAUUACCAGCCGCUUUUUGAACCGAACGUCAGCGGACCAUCAACAUCGGCGACACCUGCGGUCGCAGCGCCGACACCGAAUUCGCGUCACAGAGUGAUAAUGCAAUGGGAGAAGGAAAGCAAGAUCAAGACCUGCAAAUGCAAGAUCUGUGAUGGGCGUGUCAAGAAGUUCUGCCACCGCUGCCGAAGCUGUGGCAGGCGCAUUUGCUCUGAAUGUAGCGAGGAAGAAGGACAAAGCGUCGCAAUCUACAAGGAGAUAGCUCGCGACUAUCUACAGGAUGGCUGCUGGUGUGGAUUCCGUUCGAACUUCAACUCCGCUUUUCGAGAUCGCAUACCACAGGCUUCGGCGACUAAGCCUGUUGUGACACCUGCACCGGUAGAGAGCAAGAAGAGAAAGAGAAAGCAGUCCAUCAAGGCCAGUGCUGAUGAUGAGCCCUCCACAGGUGCCAGACUUGAGCUGGCAGGUCCAAAUGACAGCCACGUCGAGCACGUGCCCUCAGUCCAGGCAGAAUCCUCCGCGAGAUCGCACGAAGACGAUCGAGCGCCUGACCAGGAUGCAGAGGGUCUACAUAUAUCAUCGUCCCGUGGGCCAGCAAAUGUGUCCCGAGGGGAUGCUAUAUCAGACGACGAGACAUCUCAGGAGCCUGCAGCAAAGAAAGUAAAGAUCGCGCCACUGAAAGAAGUACACCAGUCAGAAGCGCGGCAGAAAGUGCUCGAGCCCAUUCCGCCGCCGACAGAAGAGGUACCUGCGCCCGGACAUACUUCUGCUGUCAUACCGCUGGAGACCGUCAAGUCUUCCGAGCUAGCGGCACAGGAGAUGAAGAGCGUCAAGAGAGCAUCAAGAAGGCCCAACGCAUGCGAUCCUGAGAAUAUCCAAGCUUCGGACGUACCAAGAGCCACCAGCUCGCGCAAGAAGCAGGGAAAGGAGCCAGAGCCACGGAAUAUCGUCAUCAUCGGUGCAGGUGUCAUAGGCAUGUUCAUCGCGCUCGAGCUUGCCAAGGGUGCAUAUGCCAGUGGCGAGAAGCAGCUCAUCACCGUAGUGGACAUCAACACCAGGCCCUGUUCUCUCGCGUCGGGACAAUGUGCUGGCUUCCUCACAGUGCGCAACAUGCCAGGGUCCUGGUUGCCUUUGGUCGACGCAGCAGCACCAAUCUGGGGUGAUCUGAUAGACUCCGAGGAAUUCCGCAAUGCCGUUGGGUUCAGGCAUGAAGUCUUCACCCCCGCCGAGACUGGCAACAAGCGCGGUCAUCCGACUUCGUGGCUGAACGAUGCUCUCCGCAAGAAAGUGGUACACGAUGAGGACAGCCUGGGCUUACUGAACAGCAUAAGCCUGGCCAUGUGGCUUAAGAAUCAGUGUGAAGGUUACGGCGUAGUCUUUCGCUUCAACAGCCACCCCACCAAAGUCGCGCAAGAUCGAGCUGGCAACAUCACUGGUGUAAAGAUCCAGAGUGUUGAUGCCGAUGCUGCUACUGCGGAAGCGUUGAAAUGCUCACAUCUGGUGCUAGCGGCUGGACCUUUCACGAAAACGCUCUUUCACCAGCUGUUCCCAAGCAGUCCAGCACACCUUGGAAAUCGAGUCCACACCACAGAGUGGCUAGAAAUAGCGCAUCCCAGUAUGGUAAUGGAGCAGGAGGCUGGAGUCAUGAUCCCUGGUCCCACAGCCGAGGAUGACGCUUUCGUAGGAGACGUAGGUUUCGUCGUGGACCCAUCAAAGCAGGCGCUAAAGAUAUCCUGCUCGCGAAAACCUGCUCGUGCCAGCGAGCUGAAACAGCGUGAUGCUCUGGAAAGACGGCACACCAGCGCUGCAGCACUAAGUGAAGUCGCCGACAGGCACCUCAAUCCCGCAAAAGCCGUCAUUGGUGAUCAGAGCAAGAUCAUAGCGCAUGGCCUGGCGUACGUCAGCACAGGUCCUGGCCGUGCUCCGGUCAUCGGGCGAGUGCGACCACAGCUCUUAGAUCCGACCAGUGACUCAGCCGAUGGUGGCACCGUAUGGCUUUGCUACGGUUUUGGCAACCUCGGGACCACGGUCGCUCCUGGGGUGGGCGCCGCAGUUGCAGAGAAUUUAUAUAGGGGCCAUCCUACGAUCGACUUAGGCGACUUCGCAGUCCUGCACAAGCUGUAA
Fulvia fulva is the source of this 2139-nucleotide messenger RNA. RefSeq lists its product as uncharacterized. Lineage: Eukaryota; Fungi; Ascomycota; Dothideomycetes; Mycosphaerellales; Mycosphaerellaceae. Gene Ontology annotation, molecular function: oxidoreductase activity. Gene Ontology annotation, cellular component: cytoplasm. The record is from RefSeq and is a predicted model, not a curated record. The coding region runs from base 1 to 2139 and encodes 712 amino acids. The transcript has 2 exons.